CAAUGAUGAUAUGCUGUAUGUGCUGACAUGACUUUUCAGGUAUCUCAUAUUUUGUAUAUUUUAUUUGUAGAUGGAAAUAUUAGCUCCUUGGUGACAAUCGCCACAAAGACCUUCCUGCGAUAUGAUAAUUUACGGGAGUUGCUAAGAAGUAUACGUGUGUAUUACCCCGACAUGAAGGUCAUCGUGGCUGAUGACAAUGAACAGGUUGAGAAAAUUGAAGAUCCAAAUGUAGAACAGUACAUUAUGCCAUAUGCUAAGGGAUGGUUUGCGGGCAGGAAUCUUGCUGUAUCCCAAGUAACCACCAAAUAUUUCCUCUGGGUGGAUGAUGACUUUCUGUUUUCGGAGAAAACAAAAAUAGAAAAACUAGUGGAUGUAUUGGAAGGAACAGAUUUGGACAUGGUAGGUGGUAGUGUGGCAGGUAACCAUUUCAGCUUUAAACUCAUCUGGGAGGAAGGCGAUGAUGAAGGCGAUUGUCUACAUUGGCGAGGAGGUGGAUACCAUGCAAUCAAAGGAUUUCCUGAUUGUGUCCUGACUGGAGGAGUAAUUAAUUUCUUCCUGGCACAUACAGAGAGAAUUCUUGGUGUUGGAUUUGACCCAAAGCUGAACCGUGUAGCACAUACUGAAUUCUUUAUCGAUGGUUUGGGACGCCUGAGAGUGGGUGCGUGUAGCCAUGUCACUAUUGAGCACCAGAAAAAAGAAACGCCAAAAGAUGAAAAACUACUUAAAGCAAAAGAAAAAUACAAAUUAUUCCGACAAAACACUGCACAGCAAAUAAAGACUAAACUUGGACUACUUUAUUUCAAGAACCGGCUGAGCUGUUUCACAAAGCACUGAGCAUCCUGAUUUGGUUUUCGUUAAUAGAUGAUUGCUAAUCAAAGGAUCUAAGAAGUAUUUUUUUUAUAUAAAUAAAUAUCUAUCUAAAUA
Rana temporaria (common frog) is the source of this 924-nucleotide messenger RNA. Its product is annotated as beta-1,4 N-acetylgalactosaminyltransferase 2-like. The record is from RefSeq and is a predicted model, not a curated record. Gene Ontology annotation, biological process: UDP-N-acetylglucosamine metabolic process; UDP-N-acetylgalactosamine metabolic process. The transcript is spliced from 4 exons. The coding region runs from base 28 to 834 and encodes 268 amino acids. NCBI's taxonomy places the organism in Eukaryota, Metazoa, Chordata, Amphibia, Anura, Ranidae.